Messenger RNA from Lotus japonicus, 1362 nucleotides. RefSeq names its product F-box/kelch-repeat protein At3g23880-like. Bases 1 to 1362 code for a protein of 453 amino acids. The transcript is spliced from 3 exons. Gene Ontology annotation, molecular function: protein binding. Lineage: Eukaryota; Viridiplantae; Streptophyta; Magnoliopsida; Fabales; Fabaceae. The record is from RefSeq and is a predicted model, not a curated record.
AUGGAGAUCCUCUCACGUCUCCCAGUGAAAUCGCUCAUGCAGUUCAAGUUGGUGUCCAAAUCAUUCAAUUCUCUCAUCAACAAACUUGAACUCAUAAUGAAUAUCCUGUCACGUCUUCCGGUAAAAUCUCUUAUGCGGUUUAAGUUGGUGUCCAAAUCAUUCAACUCUCUUAUCUCCGACAAGCACUUUGCCUGCAAGCUUCACCUUCCAUUCUCCGCUCGAAACGCCAACCCGCCAGUAAUAUUCUGGGAGUCACCUGACGCAGAUGCUGACAUCUCGAUUUUGCCUGUCAAAUCCUUACUCAAAAACCCUCUUCCUCUUACCACCGAAUUGGAGACCUUAAGCUCCAAUUGGAAACAUCCCUACACGCCAAUAGGCUCCUGCAAUGGCUUGGUUUGCUUGAUGGGAACUCAUGAACAAUUUUUGUGGCUUUGUUUCUGGAAUCCUGCCACGAGAUCAACAUCUCAAAAGUGGUUCACAUUACGACUACACAAGCCUAACUCUUAUCUCUAUGAAAUCUUUAGUGGCUUAGGCUUUGGCUAUGAUCAUGUUAGUGACACUUACAAGGUGUUAUUCGUCUGCCAAAAUCAGGAGGCCUUUGUGUUUAACAUGGGUGACACUUAUUGGAGACGCGUUGUUUCAUCUAUCCCACCCUAUUUUGCCAUCACUUCAUCAGAUGCGGACAUUGGAGUUUACUUCAACGGGACUCUCAACUGGUUAACCUAUGAGGACCAGAUUGGUUGUGAUGUCAAGAUUCUUUCCUUUGAUUUGAAUAAGGAAGAAUUUGAGAGGUUCUUGGCGCCUACUAUGCCCUACUGUGGAUUCUUUGAUGCAGAUCUUGGAGUUUUGGGUGAAUGUCUGUGUGUUUCUAUCUUUGAAGAUGAAUGUUUUACCAUUUGGCAGAUGAAGGAGUUUGGAAUUGAUAAGUCUUGGACUAAAUUGCUCAAUUUUUAUAAUGUGAAUGAAUUAUUAGACCGUGACUUGCCUACCUUUGGCUUUCCUCUAUACAUGUUUGACAAUGGUGAUGUCCUUGUGCCCCUAGAAGACAACUUCUACAUGCUCAUGAAUGACAAUGACGUGAGAGAUCAUAGAGUACUGAAUCUUCAAUUUUUGGAUAAUUUGACUUUUCGAUUUGCCAUGGAUGCAGCACUAUUUUCAGGCAUUCCAGUCCCAGGAUCUGUUGGUGCCCCUUCCACUUCCUCUCUGGUUGUUAGCAGAGAUGCAAUUGACGCGGCAGACCUUGGAAAAUUGCAUUAUUUUUUGGAUAUUGAAGUAGUGCAAUCAGCUGCCGGAAUUUCUAUUUCUCAAAAGAAAUAUGUUAAGGAAAUUCUGGACAACUUUGAAAGGAUUGCAAUCCAGUAG